AUGUUUCGUUUAUGGCAAAGAUUCAUCAAUGUCCAGCUAGCAGCAAAUAUACUACAAAAGCAUAGAUUAGACAUAAGGCCUGAUAGGAUGAAGGCACAUUUGCAAGUAAUACCUCAUUGUGGCUCUUCGCUAUGUCAACUAACACAGUUUCGAGAAAUACACUGCUCACCUCCAUAUUUGAAAAAGAAACGGAAAGCAAAAAUCAAAGGAUUUGAUGAUGAAGGCAGUGAUGGUAAGAAUGGCGAUCCAGCUAAAGCUUACAGUUGUGAUUUUAUCAUACAGCAUGGAGUGAAGGAAAUGAAAAGCUUAGAGGAUACCUUCAUGCAGGAACUUACUAGAAAUCUUUCAUUAAAGGUUGAUUUGCGAACAUAUGAAGAUUUUGUGGUGAAAACAGAGGAUGGAAAGCAAUACAAGUUAAACACGCUUGGGAGAAUCAAGUUGUUGAAUCCGCUGUUGAUUUCCGUUGAUUUUACGGAUAAUCCAUCAGUAAUAAAGUCAGUCCGUCACGCCAUUGAGCAGUCAAAACUUAAUGUGACACCACGUCAAGAAGGUGCUGUACUGUAUAUAUCACUACCGCGGAUAACACGUGAACGACGUGAAAAUAUGGCGAACGUUGCAUCCAAGAAGUUGUUCAAUGAAUAUAAAAAAGCUUUAAAUGAAGUUUAUUCAAAAUAUGAUCGGGAGCUAGAGGAUCAUGAGGAAUUUCAGAAAAUUAUGCAAGGUCUGUUGAAGGAAAAGAAAGCUUUGGAGAAGAAAGCAAUAGUGAUAAUUGAAGAAAGGCGUGAGAAAUUGCUUACUGAAGUUAUUUGA
Molecule: messenger RNA, 810 nt
Organism: Cercopithifilaria johnstoni
Lineage: Eukaryota; Metazoa; Nematoda; Chromadorea; Rhabditida; Onchocercidae
Source: the annotation of a GenBank genome assembly